Molecule: messenger RNA, 279 nt
Organism: Protopolystoma xenopodis
Lineage: Eukaryota; Metazoa; Platyhelminthes; Monogenea; Polystomatidea; Polystomatidae
Source: the annotation of a GenBank genome assembly
AUGCGCUUGUACCCGUUCUUGCAUGCCUGUAUGCAUACAGCAUCAAUCAAUCUUUCGCGUUCUAUGAUUGACACUGAACCGGGAGAGCCUAAAACUGUCCCAUUUGCAGCGCCACCCUGUGGCCGGACACACACAACUUUCUUCAGCCCUCAUAGACAAGGACCGAGUAGGCGACUUACGUCUCCCUGCCUCGACGACGAGGCCUCUAGUGGAGGAGAUCGAGGGCUUGGUCUAUGGGCCCACUAUCGAAACUUUUCCAUGUCCAAUAUGUCUCCGUAG